Amphibalanus amphitrite is the source of this 2734-nucleotide messenger RNA. RefSeq lists its product as uncharacterized. The transcript has 11 exons. NCBI's taxonomy places the organism in Eukaryota, Metazoa, Arthropoda, Thecostraca, Balanomorpha, Balanidae. The record is from RefSeq and is a predicted model, not a curated record. The annotation marks the transcript as partial.
CACCUCUAUCUGACCGGUAACCGUCUGAGGUCGCUGCCCGACUCCCUGGGCAGCUGCCUGCCCUUGCUGACCUACCUGGACGUGCGGGACAACCUGCUGGACACUGCCGGCCGCUAUCUCAGCUGGCACACCUGCAGGUGCUGCUGCUGCAGGACAACAGGAUAUCACCUGCCGCCGCAGCUCGCUCUGUUGACGCGACUGCAGUCAGUCAGCUACUCGGGCAACCCUCUGCUGUUUCCACCGGACGAGGUAACCCAGGCCGGCUGGCCGAGGGUGCAGCACUACCUGAGAGGACUUCUAACGGACGCCGACAGGGCAGCCAUCAGUGUACAAUCGAUUGCGAUUCUGAACGAAGGCACGGAGCCCGCUCGACCGACAGACCGCCGCACUCUCAACGCUACAAACGACCCAGCCCGUAGCGUCAGAUUCUCCGAGGGCAGCGCAGAUCACUGCACUGCUGAUCCAGGAGACAGCCGAGAUCAGCGUGUUUUCGAUCGAGGGAUCAACAGGGAUCAGGGCACUUAUGGUGCGCAGGAUGAUAAGGAUCAAAGCGCUACUGGUGCCAGAGACACGAGCAAAUCCUCUGGUACUGAAGAGAAACAGCGACUCAGCGAAAACCCCAGCGUCGAAGAAGAUGAAGAGGAAGCGAGCGAGGAAGGAGAAGGUGAAGCAGAGGAGGAGGAGUAUGAUGAGCGUGGUGUCAGUGAAGUGUCUGCUGAGACAGCGGCGCUGGACGUAUCGCCCUGUGCCGACCCGGCCGGUCAGACCUCCGCCGGCCGGUCCGCGGGUGACCCUGCUGGCGGUCAGAGGCGGACGCUGCGCCUGGCCGUCUCGAUGCCCGGCCUGGAGGGCCAGGCAGGUAGCGCGCUGGUCAGCGUGCCUGUGCCUCCUCCGACCGAGCAGCAGCGGCAGCAGCAGCAGCAGCGGCCCGGACCGGCCGCCGGACCGGACGAUACCGGCGCCGAGCGGCGGCAGCGGACGGGAGAGACGUCGCCGAAAAAGGUAUACCUCAGUCCUGGCGCAGCGGCGGGCCAGAGGCGGGCCGUACCUCUCCGUCUGGUCAGGUUGGAGCCGCCUCUGCCGAGCCAGGAGACCGGACGGCGGCCAGAGGUCAGGGUCAGGUCAGCCGAGCACCAUCUGAGCGGGAUCAAAGAAACCGACCGGGCUUCUCGGCACCCUCGGCGGCGUCAGCAGAGGACCAAAAAGACUAGGAAAGUGUCCAAAUGGGAGCAAUCGGCUGAGGAGACGACUCGUCCCGCUGCGAGGGUACCUUGUUUCCCUCCGUGUCCCGAGUUGCAGCUCGAACCCGACGACCGACAGCUCCAGCUCAGAAAACUGGAGCGACAGCGGCGGCUCUGGCUUCUUCAGAGGCAGAGUGAUACGAUAUUUCUGAGUAAUUGGAGAGAAAAGGCGAGAAAGAUGCAGAAAGAGCUGUUCUUCCGAACCGUGAAAUACGCAUCUGACGGUCUACGCUGCGGUCCGCUGGUCACCCCUUACGACAGUCCGGGCCGCCCGCUCUCGGCCGAUCCAUUGGUGGCCCACUGUCCACCCGAGCCGGGACAACCGACUCAGCCGGAUGCGCCAAUGAACGUCAAACGCUCCUGGGCCGAACGAGUGCGUGACGGCGAUCAGCUGCAGCGGGACGUCUCGGCAGUGGUGCGCCGCAUACAGUCGGGUCAGCUGCGUCCCGCCUCCAGUCCACGCGGCCAGCUGAGGGAGUCCUCCCGGCGACUGCUCGAGCUGGAGUCACUGCUGAAGUCACUGGAGCAGUUCCGGCUGAGGCAUCCGCUGCCACGAUAAACCGUCAGGAACGAUCAGUGGUCAGUUUCGGUGCGAGAACAGUACAAAACAAAUUCAGCAGGUACUCCGAAUCGUUUGAUUACGUUUCCGUCUGAUGCUGCAACAAUUUCACUUCUACGAAUCACAUAUUGUAUGCUACCAAAGUGUCACAUGUCAUAUAUCCAGCCGUGCAGGCCGCCUCCGUCCAGCUAAAUGUGUGUCACGUCAAAUAGUAUGUGUCAUGUUAUGCGUCCUGUGCUAUGCUAUGCGUUGUCCCUUUCACACGUCCUUAUGACGUCACAACUCGCGUGCUCGUGCACUCACUGCGCCGUUGCCAUGGCUACCAGAGAGAAGUUCGUGUUUACACCUGGAACUGGAAAUAACUUUCUGUUAUCGGUAUCCAAAGCGGCGCGCUGGCCGCCGCUCCCAAGGAGUGGCGGUCGCCGGUCGACGCCCGUCAUCUGCUUCUGUAUACUGAUUCUGUCAGCAGUCUGGGGCGGGGGAAGGGUCACGGAUAUAGGGAGAGGGGCCCUGCAAUUGAUAGAAGGGGGAGCGACAGGAGAAAUCAUGGGAUCUUUCGCGGUCGGUGAAUGAGCGGGCUGACAUAUUGGUGUGGGUGCUUGGGCCGGUAUGCGUGUUGGGCAAACGGACCAGAACAGCAUUCAAGCUCGUGUGUUUAAUUCGCAAACAACCCGAUAAGUUUCGAUGCAUGUGCGUGUUUUCAAUAGGUGCUGGUUUCACAUGCAGUGUAGGAUAGGCAUUUAGCAGGCAUUCGUUGAUCCUCAUCCAAAGACUUGAUUUCCAAUAAUGAAUUUGAUCUAAAAGUGCACUAUCCGAUGUGUUUCAUCACCCAUCACUCAUGUUUGCAUGAACCUGUCAUUUGUCUGAUGAAUACAUGCACUGUGGGUGGGCAUUUGAAUGAAUACCAAUGAAAAGAUAAUUACAUGUAAAGGAG